Molecule: messenger RNA, 492 nt
Organism: Dunckerocampus dactyliophorus (ringed pipefish)
Lineage: Eukaryota; Metazoa; Chordata; Actinopteri; Syngnathiformes; Syngnathidae
Gene: lin52
Product: lin-52 DREAM MuvB core complex component
Exons: 6
Coding region: 16-402 (128 amino acids)
Biological process (GO): regulation of DNA-templated transcription
Cellular component (GO): DRM complex
Source: RefSeq, a predicted model, not a curated record
AAUUUGGCAUUGUUUAUGGACAGAAAAUCGUCGUCCAUCUCACUCGAACACGACACCGAGUCAACGAGUACAUAUUCGUUGUGUGAAGACUUUGAAACCUCUUUGCUCAGUUUGGAAAAGCUGGACAGAGCGUCACCUGACCUUUGGCCAGAGCAGCUACCUGGAGUUGCUGAAUUUGCUGCAUCAUAUAAAAAUCCCAUCACAAAUUCACCCCCCAAGUGGAUGGCUGAGCUUGAGAGUGAGGACAUCGAAAUGUUAAAAGAGCUGGGCAGUUUGACAACAGCUAACCUAAUGGAGAAGGUCAAAGGUCUUCUGAACCUCGCUUACCAACUGGGCUUAGAAGAAUCCAGAGAAAUGACCAGAGGGAAGUUCCUGAACAUCUUGGAAAGGCCUAAGAAGUGACUCGUUGUUUUUUGUUUUUUUUUUACAUUUUUACAAAAUAUUUGACAUGUGGAACUACAAGAUGAAUCAUAUUACCUUAUUGAUUAAUAU